GUAGAGAGUGGGCGGGGCGAACCGCCGGCUGGCGCGCGGGCGGUCUCUGUGAGGAAAACAGACGUUAAUCUGCCGUUGGUCGGGUUGCUAUGGACAUGAGCCUCCUGGCUGGGGUUGAGAGGUCCCCUUCCCCGCAAGCCCGAGGUCUCACGACUCCCGGCGAUGUCCCGGGAGACCCGGACCCACGCCACAGCCUGAAGCUCCGUGAGGAAACCGAGGCAUCACAGGUGAUGGCGGAGCCGGGUGCGGGAAGCUUGAACGCGGCGGCGCUCCCACCGCCUCGGCUGCCAGAGGGGCGGGGAGCCUUCCACGCCCCCGCGGGCUGUGACCACCCAGCCCCGAUCCGAGGCGGUGGGGAUUGCGGUUUCGAGGCGACCGAAGCGGGGCAGGCGGAGGCUCCGCCUCUCACGGAAGGCCUGGAAGCUGUGCCGGUGUCCGUGGCAACGGACAACAGCCUGAAAAAUGGCUGUCAGAGCGGAGAGCCGCGCGGCGCCGGUGGGGAGAAGCCAGAGAGCUCCGGGUUUGAGGUGUUGGCAGCGGUGAAGGCCGAGGAGGUGGAGACCGAGAAGUGCACCGUUUCCUCGGUAGCAGUGGAUGAGGAGGUGGUGGAGAAGGAAAAAGUGAAGGAGGAGGAGGAGGUGGAACAAAAGAUGGAGGUAGAGAAGCAAGGAGGUGAAGAAAGAGAAGUGUUGGAGGAAAACAGAGUGGGGGAGGAGGAGAAGGAAGAAGCAGGGCCCCGACCCUUGAAUAUGGAUCUCCGCAUGAACCCCCUGGAAGCCAUCCAGAUGGAACUGGACACUGUGAAUGCUCAGGCCGACAGGGCCUUUCAGCAACUGGAGCAUAAAUUUGGGCGGAUGCGUCGGCACUACCUGGAGAGGAGAAACUACAUCAUUCAGAAUAUCCCGGGCUUCUGGGUCACCGCCUUCCGGAACCACCCCCAGUUGUCCCCCAUGAUAAGGGGCCAAGAUGCAGAGAUGCUAAGAUACAUAACCAAUUUGGAGGUCAAGGAGCUCAGACACCCUAGAAGUGGCUGCAAAUUCAAGUUCUUCUUUCGAAGAAACCCUUACUUCAGAAACAAGCUUAUUGUCAAAGAAUACGAGGUCAGAGCCUCCGGCCGAGUGGUGUCUCUUUCCACUCCCAUCAUAUGGCGCCGGGGCCAUGAACCUCAGUCCUUCAUUCGCCGGAACCAAGAUGUCGUCUGCAAUUUCUUCACCUGGUUUUCAGACCACAGCCUUCCAGAGUCCGACAAGAUUGCUGAGAUUAUCAAAGAGGAUUUGUGGCCCAAUCCACUGCAGUAUUACCUGUUGCGUGAAGGAGUCCGCAGAGCCAGACGUCGCCCAAUAAGAGAGCCGGUGGAGAUCCCCAGGCCCUUUGGAUUCCAGUCUGGUUAAUCUCUGCCUUUGGAAAUACUGCACAAGGUCCCCUCCCACCUCUUGCUGGACCUGUGCUCGGACAACAGAAAUGGGUAUGCCUUUUUUUUUUCCCCCU
This is a messenger RNA of Lontra canadensis (Northern American river otter), 1488 nucleotides long. It is a transcript of the gene TSPYL1, whose product is annotated as TSPY like 1. Gene Ontology annotation, biological process: nucleosome assembly. NCBI's taxonomy places the organism in Eukaryota, Metazoa, Chordata, Mammalia, Carnivora, Mustelidae. Bases 90 to 1391 code for a protein of 433 amino acids. Gene Ontology annotation, molecular function: histone binding; chromatin binding. The record is from RefSeq and is a predicted model, not a curated record. Gene Ontology annotation, cellular component: chromatin; nucleus. The transcript has a single exon.